GCUAAAGCUAACGGCAGAGUUCUAUGCAGCGCUAAGAAAAGCAGUUCGGACCGUAUUUUCAGACGUUAAACUUUUGUCGAACUUCUGCUGGUGUGUUUCAUAGAGGUCGAAAUGAAUCCAGAGUUCAGCGUUGAAUCACGUCUGAGGGAGAAGAAACAGCGGAGUUCCUCUGAAAUCUCAAUUUAAAGAGUGGGCCGUUUGUUUUUAGUUUGGUCUUUUUUUAUACAAACAGUUCUGUUCGGUUGGCCUUCAGUUUUAAAGUGAGUUUAAACUGUGAAGUCAUGGCGUUCUUCGUGAAAAAGAAGAAAUUCAAGUUUCAAACCCAGCUGACCCUGGAGGAGCUGACCGCUGUGCCUUUUGUCAACGGGGUUCUGUUCUGCAAACUGCGGCUGCUGGACGGAGACUUUGUGGCUACUUCUUCCAGGGAGGAAGUUCAUGAGAACUGUGUCCGCUGGAGGAAGAGGUUCACCUUUGUGUCAAAAAUGAGCGCCAACCCCCACACCGGAGUCCUGGAUCCAUCCGUCUGCAGGGUGUCCGUCAGGAAGGAACUGAAAGGAGGAAAAGCGUACACGAAGCUGGGCUUCACAGACCUCAACAUGGCCGAGUUUGCCGGUUCUGGCUCUACGGUUCGCUGCUGUCUGCUGGAAGGAUAUGACACCAAGAACACACGGCAGGACAACUCCAUACUGAAGGUGAUCAUCGGAAUGACUCUUCUUUCUGGAGAUCCCUGUUUCAAAACCCCUCCAAGUACAGCAAAGUCCAUCUCUGUCCCAGGACGGGAACACACCCUGCAGCUGGACUGUAAGGGGGAGGGAACAGCUGAGGGAAGCGGGCCAGCCGGAGGCGUCUCUCUGGGCCGGGCCUCCAAGCCUCGGCCCUCCAUCAUCAGUUCGGGUCUCCUUGACGACUCUGAGAUGUAUCAGAACCAGUCUGGUCCGGCAGAGGCUUUCCAGUCCGGCCAUUCGCGGAACUCCAGCUACGCCAGCCAGCAGAGCAAAAUCUCAGGCUACAGCACAGAGCACUCCUGCUCCUCCAGCCUGUCGGACCUCACGCAUCGCAGGAAUACCUCCACAGGAAGCAGCGCAUCUGGAGGACUGUGCUUCUCCACUGACACGCCACCAGAGAGCGACAAGGACGCCGGACGUCCAGAGAGACCUCCACGACCCCCUCGACCUGUGCUGCCCCCAAACCGACCCCUCAGGAGGAAGCAGGACUCGGUGGAGAGUCACCCCACCUGGGUAAACGACACCCGUAUUGAUGCCGACGACAUUGUGGAGAAAAUUGUCCAGAGCCAAAACUUUGCAGAUGUCAACAACACUGAAGACAGUAACCUGCGACUGUUUGUCAGCAGAGAUGGAACCACAGCGCUCAGCGCCAUCCGGCUGGGAAACAGGGUUUCUGCCGGCGGCUAUGAGCCGGUGGUGAUAGAGAGCCAUUAGACCAGCCGCCUGCUCACCUUCUGCCUCUGGUUUUACUGGAGCUUCAGCUGGUCUGACGCCAUGAGAGGGAAAAACCACGUCUGUUUGCACUUUAUGUCCAGUUCGUUUGCAGUGUCUGUCUGCACUGUCAUAGCUGCCUCCUUGUGAUGUUGAAGGGAAGAUGCUCCCUGCUUUGUGUGAAUGAAGAAGUUCAGAAGUGUCUAAUGCAUCAUUUUGUGUCCAGCUUUUUG
Messenger RNA from Cyprinodon variegatus (sheepshead minnow), 1669 nucleotides. RefSeq names its product protein FAM102A-like (gene eeig1a). The transcript has 12 exons. Lineage: Eukaryota; Metazoa; Chordata; Actinopteri; Cyprinodontiformes; Cyprinodontidae. The record is from RefSeq and is a predicted model, not a curated record. Bases 282 to 1439 code for a protein of 385 amino acids.